AGCGUGGCUGCACUGCAGGCUCAGACUGUGAGCCCGGGAGGCUUGUGGGCAGGCAAGCAGGCAGGGCCUGUGGGACUCAGAGAAGGACCGACUGGCUGGCCCAGAGGGACCAUCUCCAGCCAGAAAUGGGAGUCACUGUGGAUGUACACCAAGUAUACAGAUACCCAUUCGAGCAAGUGGUGUCUAGCUUCCUCAGAAAGUACCCUAACUCCAUGGAUAAAAAUGUGAUUGCUGUGAGAACUGUGGAAGAAAGAACAGAUGUGUCAACGGGGAUCAUCUACAGAAAGAGAAUUGCAAUCUGUCAGAAUGUGAUUCCAGAAUUUUUAAGAAAGGUGAGCAUUUUAAAAGUGCCAGAUAUCCAGUUAGAGGAGGAAUCAUGGCUCAAUCCUCAGGAGAGAAAUAUGGCUAUAAGAAGUCACUGCCUUACCUGGACACAAUAUGCAUCCAUGAACGAAGAAUCUCUCUUCAGGGAAAGCUUGGAAAAUCCAAAUUGGACAGAGUUCAUACAAAGAGGCAGAAUAUCAAUCACCGGGGCAGGAUUUCUCAACUACAUAUUAGAGACUUUUGCCCGUACUUUUCUAAAGCAGGGUGCCCAGAAGGGAAUUAGAAUAAUGGAAACUCUUCUGAAAGAACAGUGUGGGACCCCCUUACCUGAGUAAAGAAUAAUCAGGGAAGUUGAGUCCAUGUCUGCAGUUCCAAGAGAACAAUGCCUUUGUUGCCACUGAAUUUCCAGAACCUUUGGCCAUUCCAGUCAUAGAGUGAGGAGGGCUCAAGCAUACAACACGGACAGCUUAAAGAAAAGGAAUUAGUCUUCUACAAGUAUUUAAAAGGAUAUACUCUGGGGCAGCUAGGUGGCGCAAGUGGAUAAGCACCAGCCCUGGAAUCAGGAGUACCUGAGUUCAAAUCUGGCCUCAGAUACUUAACGCUUACCAGCUGUGUGACCCUGGGCAAGUCACUUAACCCCAAUUGCCUGACCUAAAAAAAAAGAAAUCAUACUCUUUUGGGAACACGGUUCUUUUUCCAUUUGCUGAAAGAAAACCUGACUCUUGGAGAUAAAUUCUACAAUUGGAAUUUUAUUGGAAUUUUACUUUUUUUUUUACUUUGAAAAUGAAAAAGCAUGUGAUGUUUAGGAUAAUUUUUGCUAGUGAUGCCUAGUAUUGUCUAUAAUUGUCUAAUGCCAUGAAAGAAUCAAGAAUUGUUUAAGAAGAACAGAUGGUGGUCCUCCAUGUACAUGAACAUCACUAUAGUCACAGGAUCAUGAGGAUUAGUAAAUUUAAAUUUAACCCUUAUAUGAACAAAGGAAUUGUGUUUUGAACCUGAGAUGGCCUGUGGUAGUCAGCCUGUUGUUGGACUAUGUUAAAACAAAUUACCUUUAUAGAGCAUAGAUUAUGAUGGUUUGGUAUCCUUUUCAUUACUCUCAAGAAGCACAUUAGCCAUUUUUCCUAUAAUAAUAAUUUUAUAUUCUGAUAUUCUAGGUGAAUCCAUGACAUUUAGUAGAGCAUUAAGUUGGAUAUAAAGAGAUGAGUUCUAGUCUUGAUUGAUAUUAUCAGGUCAGUUAACUGAUUUUCAUUUCCUUAUCUCUGUUAAGUGGGAUAAGACUUGCCCUACUUGUGUCUACUAUUUGCAAGGCAACACAAAAAUCUUUACAAAUAUUAUCUCAUUUUACCUUCACAAUAGCACUGGAAGGUAGGUGUUAUUUGUACCCCCAUUUUAUAGAUGAAGAAACCUAGACAAACUGAGGUUAAGUUACUUGCUCAGGGUCACACAGCUAGGAAGUGUGUCUGGGACUGGAUUUGAACUCAGGUUUUCCUGACUCUAGGCUCAAUGCUUUAUCUGAUGUGCCGCCUAGAUCAAGUCAGAUAAUAGAUAUGAAAGCACUCUGAAAAGUUGAAGACAAUAAAAUUCUUUCUUAAAAACCACAGUUCAGUACUGAUUUAUUCUAUGAGAUGAAGACAAAGUAAGCAAAACAUAAAUGAAACAUGUUAGUUGUGAAAGAGAAUAAUUUUGAAUUCAUCCUAGGAUAGAGAAAAUGGCCCAUCAUUGAAAGUUUCAGAAGAUAAUUUCUUAUUCUUAAUAUUCAAACCUUCAUUUCACUUCAUGCAUUGAUGGGUUUUAUGGUUAUUGUACUUUUCAAUGCAGGCUUUGAAUUGUGAACUUUUAUUUCUUAUAUUUGUGUUGCUUGAUUUUUCCCCCCCUUAGGAUAAUUUCCCCUGGGUUUUUUUGCUAUAUCAUUUAGCCUUCAAUUGUACUGGGAAGAAAAUAUGAAGGACAGAACUUAGAGGUUACUUUGUUUUUUCCAUCAAUAUGUGGUACCUGGACUUUUCAAAUGACAGCCUAGUUCCAAAAAUAAGACGUUAUAGUAUUGCUAUUCCAGUGAAGUUGUAUCUGAUUUGCUUCCUUUCCUGAGGAAUUUAAGGUGAUUUACAGAGAUUAUCUUACUCUCUUUUAUAUGACUCCUUUGAAGAACUUAGGAUCUUUAGUAUUAUGUCCAUUUUAGAGAUGAAAAGAAAACAAAACUAACCUAAAGUACAAAGAGGCAGAAUUUCCUUUAUAACUGAAUUGGUUUAGGAGUUUAAAGGUCAGCCCAAAACCCAUCAGGCACCAUAGUCUUCUGCAGAGUUGCUUCUUCCAAUUUGCUGAAUUUCAUCCUUAGAUGCAUUAUUUUCUCAAAGGUCACCUUUACACUAAGGUUAUAUCUUUUACAUUUGUGAUAAUAAUUUUUGCCUACUCAUUUUAUUUUCGCAGAUAUUGGUAGCUUUAUGUAUCAAAUCUGUUCUGAUAUGCCAUUUAAAAAUGGAUUAUGGCUUAUAAUUUAUUUUAAUUCUAUAUACUUCUCAUUGUCAUGUGAUCAGACAUCCGAAAGUCCCUAUUUGGCUGUCCUGUUUUCUCCCCACCUCAAAACUGAGAUGAAGGUAUAAUUUGCAAAAACAGGAAUAAUUUAGGAAGGUGUCAAUUCUCAAUAUUUGGCUUGAGUAACCUUUAAUAUACUUGAUGACUUUAGGUCACCAAACAACAGACUAAAAAAAAAUGUAUAAAAGACAUCUUUGCUAAUCUAUUCAAUUGUAUAAUUCAUAGUUCCAGUUGUUUUUGAAGGCCUUGUAAUUGAUUCAACUCACUGGUCAAUAAAGUUUUUAGUUCAAAAUAUGGAAAAUGCGGAAAAUCCCAAUUAUGAGGAAAUUUAAUUUAAGAUUUUGCCUUACAAUUGCCUGUUAGUGUUUCACCUUCGUAAAGUUUUAUCCAUUUAAUCAUACUGAUGAAAGGUACUACAUUUUUAUAUAAAUGUAUCAUGUGUUUUCUAUUCAGUAACACCUUAUUUAUCUGACACCUUGGCAGGAUGAAAUGAUCCACAUAAAUUAAUUUUACAGAUAACCAAAGCUUGCUAUCUUAAGUGGCAAUCUUUUAAAAUUUUCUGAUGGAAAUCUUGCCAAAAUGUACGCCAUGCUUCUUAAACAGUAUUCUAAACAUAGUUUUAAUAUCUUGUUGGUUAGCACCAUGAAUAUCAAUACUUUACACUAUUUUGUAAUUCAACAAAACCCUGAAGCUGCUAUCAUGAUAUAUCAAGGGGUUUACCCCUAUACUAAAUAACCCCAGACUGCAGUAUUUUAAAAAAUUUUACUUGUUUAUCUGUCAAUAAUGUUCCAUUUCUAAUAUGCUGAAGCUAUAAAUCUAGAUACUGAGGAAUGCUAUGUAAUCUUAUAUAAAAGAAGAGCCAAUAGUUUCUAAUGGAAUGAGGUGCUAUCCUAUGAACUUGAGUAUAUGGACAUCAUGAUUUUUUUUGGUUGCCAAGAGACAUUUUUUCAUUGUCCUCUGGGUUCUUUUCUAUAAUGGAUAUGUAUAAUUUAGUAUCAUAAAAUAAUAAAUUUAAUGCUGGAACAGACCUCAGAUGAUGGACUAGGUUCUAUCUAGUCCAUCCCUGAGAGGUUAAGUGACUUAUCCAAUGUAUGGUAAUAAGUUUAUAAGUAACUUUCAGAUAAGUGUGUGACAUUCUGUGAAUUAAUUAAAUCCACCAAACUAUUGUUUGAUGGUUUUACUUAAAUACAUUCAAUAAUGGAUGGAUUAAAAUACAACUGAAUAUUUCUCAUAUGAAGCCCAUUAUUUAUGUAGUUAGAAGAUUCCUGAUGAGGUAUUUUGAUUCAGUGUUACUGCAAUUUAAGAGGAGGAGGCAAAUCUGUUGAAUGCUUUGUGUAAUAUCCUUGAAAGGAAUAGUUAAUAGUAUUGCUAUCACUAUGAAAUAAAGGUGUUUCAACUACUG
Messenger RNA from Dromiciops gliroides (monito del monte), 4252 nucleotides. It is a transcript of the gene PRELID2, whose product is annotated as PRELI domain containing 2. The record is from RefSeq and is a predicted model, not a curated record. Bases 126 to 659 code for a protein of 177 amino acids. Gene Ontology annotation, molecular function: phosphatidic acid transfer activity. Gene Ontology annotation, biological process: phospholipid transport. The transcript has 7 exons. Gene Ontology annotation, cellular component: mitochondrial intermembrane space. NCBI's taxonomy places the organism in Eukaryota, Metazoa, Chordata, Mammalia, Microbiotheria, Microbiotheriidae.